Messenger RNA from Vicia villosa (hairy vetch), 1632 nucleotides. RefSeq names its product very-long-chain 3-oxoacyl-CoA reductase-like protein At1g24470. Lineage: Eukaryota; Viridiplantae; Streptophyta; Magnoliopsida; Fabales; Fabaceae. The record is from RefSeq and is a predicted model, not a curated record. Gene Ontology annotation, cellular component: endoplasmic reticulum. The transcript has 4 exons. Gene Ontology annotation, molecular function: ketoreductase activity. The coding region runs from base 1 to 1338 and encodes 445 amino acids.
AUGUUAGCUUAUUCGAAAGUGUGUCACAAAAACCCUAACCUUUUAUUGAAAGAUCCUACAAAAAGAAACCUUGUAAGUGGCGAGGAUGGUUUUAUAUGUUCUACAAGCCAAAGAUUCAAUGCUGCAGCAUGUAGGAAGGCCGUUAACACCUUUUCCAUCCUUAAUGAGCAUCUCUUUAGAGUGGUUGAGGGUGUGGCUUUUAAGAAACUAUGUAAAAAAUUACAACCACAAAUGGCUAUCCCUUCAAGGAGGACUAUUGCUAGGGAUUGUUUCCUGCUUUACUUAGAUGAAAAACAACAACGACAAAUUCAUCAUGUCAUAGCAACAAUAACAAUUCAACAUAUUGCACAACAACAACAAACAUCAACAUGUUACAACAACAACAACAACAAUUCAUCAUGUUACAACAACAACAACAACAAUUCAUCAUGUUACAACAACAACAAUUCAUUCUAUUGCACAACAACAACAACAAACAUCAAACUCACCUCAUGGAUCUUCAACACCUGUUUCCGAUCCGAGAAAAACCUCACCAAAACCUACGGUUCAUGGGCUCUAAUCACAGGAGCAACCGACGGAAUCGGAAAAGCCUUAUCCUACCAACUAGCCUACUCUGGUCUCAACCUCAUCCUCGUAAGCAGAAACUCAAAGAAGCUUGAAACAGUUAGAACCGAAAUCAAAGCAAAACACUCUCACGUCCAGAUCAAAACCGUUACAAUCGACUUUUCCGGCGAGGUUUCUGAAGGUCUUAAGGAAAUAGAAGCUUUGGCUAGGGUUUUGGAUCUUGGAGUUGUGAUCAACAAUGUUGGAAUCACUUACCCUAAGGCUAUGUUCUUUCAUGAAGUGGAUGAGGAAAUUUGGAUGAAGAUUGUUAGGGUUAACAUUGAAAGUACAACGAGAAUAACGAGAGCGGUUCUGGGUGGAAUGAUGGAGAGGAAGAAGGGUACAAUCGUAAAUAUUGGAUCCGGUGCUGCGGUGGUUGUGCCUUCGCAUCCUCUCUUUACAAUCUAUGCUGCAACUAAAGCUUAUGUAGAUCAAUUUUCAAGAUGUUUACACAUGGAGUACAAACAAUAUGGAAUUCACGUGCAAUGUCAGGUACCGCUGUAUGUUGCGACGAACAUGGUAUCAAAGGUAGCAUCUAUUGGAAGAGAUUCUUUAUUCAUACCAACACCUGAAGGUUAUGCAAGAGCUGCUAUUCGUAAAAUAGGGUAUGAACCAAGAUGCACACCUUAUUGGGCUCACUCAAUUCAAUGGGCCUUUGCUCGUUUAAUUCCGGACCAACUUCUCGACUAUUGGCGCAUGUCCAUUGGUUUACGACGUAGGAAUCGCAAGGACUAGAGUCUAGAGUGUGUGGUCUAGCGGUGAAACGCUUGGAUUCUGAGAGUAUACUCUUCUGAAGCUCUCAAGUUCAAAAUCCGUUAAAUACAAAUUGCUUAAUAAAAAAUAAUAGUCGAGAUAAUAUAUAUAUUUUCAAUUUAAAUGCAUUUUUAAUCUUUUAAUUUUAAAAUAUCAAGUAAUAUGAGGUCUUAUCUAAUAUAUGUUGAUCAAUUUGGUGUUUGGACUUUGGAGAGUUGAAUGUAUAACCCUCUUCAUACAAGAACUUGGUCCGAAAGACUCCACUUUUUACAUUUU